Cetraspora pellucida is the source of this 508-nucleotide messenger RNA. The record is from the annotation of a GenBank genome assembly. Lineage: Eukaryota; Fungi; Glomeromycota; Glomeromycetes; Diversisporales; Gigasporaceae.
AUGGACCCUGGGAAUGACUCAUUUUACCAAUUUUUGGUGGCGGUUGUUAUUGCUGUAGUUAGUUUUUUUAGUGGAUAUGCCGCGGGUAAACUAAAUGCAAAUAUAUCGCAAGAUAAAAAAGUCGAUGAUUAUGAUUCCGAUGACUUGAAAACUAUUAAAGAUCCAUCACGAUUCAGAAAUUCUCAAAUCAAUCCUGAUGAUUAUGAUGAAUUCAAAUUAGUAUUAUUGGUCAGAAAUGAUCUUGGAAUGACAAAGGGUAAAGUUGCCGCGCAGUGUUCCCAUGCGACUUUGGCGUGUUAUAAAUAUUUAAAAAGAACAAAUCCCAAGUUAUUAAAAGCAUGGGAGUAUUCUGGUCAACCUAAAAUUGCUUUAAGGGUUAAGGAUGAAGCUGAAAUGUUAUUGUUGGAAGAAAAAGCCAAAGGUUUUAAGUUGUGUGCGAGAAUUAUUCAGGAUGCCGGCCAUACACAAGUUGAUCCUGGCUCUAAAACUGUUAUGGGAAUUGGUCCAG